AUGGCGGAGCACGGGGGCCGCACGCGGAAGAGCGUGCAGCUCGAGGACAUUCAGCUGGUGCACAACCUCAUCGAACGGUGCAUGAAACACUACCUCUCCGAACAAGAAAUCAUCGCGGUGCUCCAGCAGCAAGCCAAGAUCGAGCCGGCGUUCACGCGCAUUGUCUGGGCGAAGCUGGAGGAACAGAACCCGGAAUUCUUCCGCGCGUACUACACGCGCCUGCGCCUGAAGGACCAGAUUGUGUUCUACAACUACCUCCUCGAGAGGCAGCAGCAGCUGCUGCGAGAGCCGGCACCCCAGCCCGAGCUCAACCGGCUCGGCACCCACAGCGCCGGCAUGGACCCCGCGACGGAGUCGUCGGGCGCGGCGACCUCGCCCGUCGUGAUGGACCCGCACAGAGGCAUGCCAGGCCACGACGAACCAGCGAAAGCGGCCCGGGACCUGCACGCGUACCUGGGCAUGGAGGACGCGGACCAGGCGGCGGCGCGCGGGCUGUCCACGCCGCUGGGGCCGACGUCGACGCCCGGGCUGGACCACGCGGACAACGGCGCGGGGCACGUGCCGCGGAUCCCGUCGGGGCUGCUCAACUUCGGCCACGACAUGACGAACACGUCGCCCACGUUCGGCCUGAACAUGCCGCCGCUCGCGGCCACGCAGUCCCCGCCGCUGCACAGCCCACUCGUGAUGACCAUCGCCCCGGAGGUGGCGCAGACCAUCACCGACCACGCGCUCCGGGACCUCGGAAGCAUGCCAAGGAUCGCGUCGCUGUCGGAACUCAACCUGGACCUCGGGAGCCUGCUGGAGGAGGUGCCGGACGGCUCUGCGCCGGUGCCCUUGUAG
Molecule: messenger RNA, 840 nt
Organism: Pedinophyceae sp. YPF-701
Lineage: Eukaryota; Viridiplantae; Chlorophyta; Pedinophyceae
Source: the annotation of a GenBank genome assembly